AUGAGCUCGCUGAAAGUCAGCGAUGUGAAGCAUGUGGCGCGGUUACAGAAAGAAGCUGGCCGUUGUAACUUAGUUAAAUUGCUAAAAUGGGAAGAUUUUGAUGAAGAAAAAGACUUAAAACCGGGUAUUCUUCUUGACUAUUUGUACAAUGCUAUUAUAUUUGCUGCUGGGAAAGGAUUUCCAUGGCCCAGCGUGGCUCUGGCAGCACAAUUUUCAGAGGAACUACUUUUCGAAACAGAAGGGAAAACUAUGCAAGAGGCCCUUCGUAAAUUGAGAAAUAAAUGCAACCAAUAUCAACAUAAACUGAAUCUUAGUCACCUCCAACAAUUAGUCAAUUAUUUCUUUGGAACAUUCUUCAGACAUUAUCGUCUCUAUCAAUUUGUACUGUGUGAAGCCAGAGAGAUUGAUCAAAUCACGCAUAACCUUGAAGUUCACAUACCGCCAGAUAUACCACCUCUGAAAGAUGGAAUAGAUACUGAGCUUUGGAAACAUCAGCGGUACAUGACUGAACUCAGUAUGGCUGAAGCUCAGUUGCAGGCUGAUAUGUCAGCUUUCCGUGAGAACAUGCAACUGAAAAAUGAACAAGAACUGGAGAAAUUUUAUGAAGAUCUCAAAUUUCAAGAUAAAGAAAUGAUUGAAAGAGCAAAUCUAGAAAAAGUUGUCAAGAAUGCCCAUGAUAUACAGAUAAUGGUAGCUUCUGAAAUUCUGCAAAAAGAGAUUGAAACAGCAUUUCAAAUCCUAGAUUUAAAAAUCCAGAAGACAGCCACAGCCCUUCCAGUUUCCAAAUCAUCUCGAUCCUUUACAAAGGAAAUGAAAACUAAAAGAAUGAGUAUUAAGAAAUAG
Molecule: messenger RNA, 843 nt
Organism: Hemiscyllium ocellatum (epaulette shark)
Lineage: Eukaryota; Metazoa; Chordata; Chondrichthyes; Orectolobiformes; Hemiscylliidae
Gene: c3h8orf74
Product: chromosome 3 C8orf74 homolog
Exons: 4
Coding region: 1-843 (280 amino acids)
Source: RefSeq, a predicted model, not a curated record